CUAUAUUGAGAAAACUUUUUUUGUUAAAUAAACAAUUUGUAUUGCACAUAAUUAAAAAAUUAACCUGAUGAUCACAAACCAAAUAUGAUUGAAAUAGAUCUGAACACGCUUUCAUUUCUUUUGAUCUAAAGGUUCUGUUUUUACGCCCCGUAGAUCUGAUAGGACACGGCCCUUUCAACCAAUCAAGUCAGUCUGGAUUGUCAACCAAAACAAAAACAGCUUUUCUGUUUGAUUAGUUACCACUGAAGUCUUCGUACAGUAGCCUACAAUUCAGGAAGCUGUAAGCAGGUAACGUUUUAAUGCUUGUGUUGCCACGGCCGAGAACAACAUACAGUCAGUGGGGCUAUAACACUUUUAGACUGGAACUCUGGAACUCCCAUAUUACCCGUAGCAAAGAUGAACUGGAUGUACCUUCAGGCCCUGUUGGGUGGAGUUAGCAAAUACUCCACCGUGUUUGGUCGUGUCUGGCUAUCAGUGGUCUUCACAUUCAGAGUCAUGGUGUUUGUGGUGGCCGUUCAGUCAGCGUGGGGCGAUGAAGUCAAAGACUUUGUCUGCAACACGGCCCAGCCGGGCUGUACCAACGUCUGUUUUGACCAAUAUUUCCCCAUUUCCCAUAUCCGCCUAUGGUCUCUUCAAUUGAUUUUCAUCACGUGUCCAUCUCUAAUGGUCGUGGCUCAUGUCAAGUAUCGUGAAAUGAAGGAUCAGCAAUAUACUACACUCCACAAAGACGAACACCUGUACGUGAACCCAGGGAGGAAGCGUGGAGGACUGUGGUAUACCUACAUACUCAGUCUGGUGUUCAAAGCAGGCUUUGAUUCAGGCUUCCUCUACAUUUUGUACAUAAUUUAUGGUUUCGAUAUGCCAAGGAUGUUCAAAUGCGGUCAGGAACCUUGUCCAAAUAUAGUCGAUUGCUACAUAAGCCGUCCUACAGAAAAGAAAAUCUUCACCAUUUUUAUGGUGGUCUCCUCUUGUGUGUGCAUCUUCAUGUGUAUUUGUGAGAUGAUCUACCUGAUUGUCAAAAAAGUUCACAAGUUCUUGCUCAAACAGCAUCAAAUGAGCGAGGCCAAAUAUACAUCAUAUAGGAGGAUAGACCCAACAGCCUCAUCCACACAAAACCUCAGUAACACUGAAAAGGCAAAGGCUUCUGCACAGGAAAAGACAUUAGAACAGGCCUGAAUGUAAUGAUACCAAACAUGAAAAACAGUCACUUGAAAAAGACACUUAAGACCAUCAGCAAUAAAGUUUCCACCAGUGUUGGGGGUAACGCAUUACAAGUAACGUGAAUUACGUAAUAAUAUUACUUUUCUGAAGUAACGAGUAAAGUAACGCAUUACUUUAUAAAUGCACACAUUAAUAUUUGAGUUUUUUUUUUAAAAGUAGUGCAAGUUACUUUUCAGUUUAAUUACUUAGAUUUAAGAAAAUAUAUAAUGCACUGAAUUAAACUGAACAUAGUCACGUAGAAUUACGCACAAUAUAUGCGUGUGCGCCCAAGCGGAAAUAGUUUGAGUCAGAAACAGAGAUGGCAGGCCAGAGCUCGACAUUUGUGCGAUAGAAAAUGCAACUUCUGAAUGCAAAACUUCUCAGUCAUAAAAAAACACCUGCAAUGCCUGAAAGAAGAAAAAAUUUAACUUAAAAGUAACGCAAGCAUUACUUUCCAUGAAAAGUAACCAAGUAACGCAAUUAGUUACUUUUUUGGGGAGUAACUUAUUGUAAUGCAUUACUUUUGAAAGUAACUUUCCCCAACACUGGUUUCCACACUGUACUAUGCACACCAAGGAAUGUUUUUGAGACUUAUUUCUGUAAAUAAUAAAAAUACUGAAACAUUUUUAACAAAUAAUACAAUUUUAAAUAUGUUUAUGUCAGAUACUCGGUGGGAAAUGUACGUACAGGGACGUCCUAUAGUGUAGAGAAAAUACAGCCCCUGGAAGAACAACGUGGUAACGUGGUUGGAGCAGACAUCAGUAAACAUCCUGUCAUGUCACACUCAGACUGUACAAGAACAUACUAUUCAAACAUGGACAAAGCUCACAUUGAAAAAGUGUUAUAUUAUAGCUACUCUCUAAAGUAUCUAUUUGAUGUAUAUGAUUUGCACAACAUAUAUAUGUAUUUAUGUUUGCACUAUAUAUAAAUAAAGUUUACAUUAUGACAAAUAAAUAUGGUUUAAUCUAAAC
Misgurnus anguillicaudatus (oriental weatherfish) is the source of this 2171-nucleotide messenger RNA. RefSeq names its product gap junction protein beta 9b (gene gjb9b). NCBI's taxonomy places the organism in Eukaryota, Metazoa, Chordata, Actinopteri, Cypriniformes, Cobitidae. Gene Ontology annotation, molecular function: gap junction channel activity. The record is from RefSeq and is a predicted model, not a curated record. Gene Ontology annotation, cellular component: connexin complex. Gene Ontology annotation, biological process: cell-cell signaling.